GAUCGUUCUAUGGUUUUAGUAAGUUGCUUAGUAAAUUAUAUUAUUAUUUAAUGAUCAGGUUGAGUGUAUGCAAGUGUAGCAACAAUUGGAAACAUCGAAUUUACAACUAAAACAUCCCAAGGAUACCGCUGCUGGCUCUAUUAUAGAGGAAAUGUUGUGAAUGGCCUUCAUGUCUCUGUGUACAUGUCUCGGAAAACAAAAAUCUUUAAUUGAUCUGAAUUCUGCCAAGGAACACGCGGUAACAAUGUGAACACAGGAGAUAAUAUAUCUUAAACAGAUUUCUGAAAUAGAUCGAAGAGCGGCAAUUAGUAUAUAUAUAUAUAGUAGCAGAAGACACGAGAAGGUGACCUCUUGAACUGCCACGUGUUCAUACAAGCUAAGUGAACUCUCAGUGUCAUCAGGGCAGCCUUAGGGUCCGGUGCCCCGGCACAGGGCCUGGCCAGCUGGCCCCUGAGUGCCCCUGGAGAUGGCCAGUAGCAUGUCCGUGCUGGUGUAUGGGGUCGGGGCCGCCCUCGGGUCCGGGGCCACGCUCGGAGGCCUCCUGCUCGUCCUCUACAUCGCCGUCAUCCUCUACAUUCUCUACAACUCAUCACUUCUGCCGCCCAUUCUGUGCACAUCGUUCGGCCACCCGCUCUUCAGAUCGAGUAAGGAGCGUCGACGAGCCCGCCUCAAGGAUGCCAGGUCAUCCAAGUGCAACUCGGGCGACUCCGGCGACUCCGGCAUCGAGGUGAGUGUGGCUUAUGACUGCUUCAUUCACCUCUUACUGUGGCUCGAAGUCUGUUGUUAAUAUCUGCCUCUCCUUGUGGACAUUUCUUCUUUGUGACAAUUAUGUGCGAGAGCCAAGAGUGAGUGUGUCAAUGUGGGUGUGUGUGCUACACGCAGGUGAUCAUUCUUAACUCUUUUU
Procambarus clarkii (red swamp crayfish) is the source of this 904-nucleotide messenger RNA. Lineage: Eukaryota; Metazoa; Arthropoda; Malacostraca; Decapoda; Cambaridae. The record is from RefSeq and is a predicted model, not a curated record.